Molecule: messenger RNA, 807 nt
Organism: Penicillium chermesinum
Lineage: Eukaryota; Fungi; Ascomycota; Eurotiomycetes; Eurotiales; Aspergillaceae
Exons: 1
Coding region: 1-807 (268 amino acids)
Source: RefSeq, a predicted model, not a curated record
AUGAUGACGACUGACUUUUCACGGCGUCUCUCUGCUGGGUCCAGAGAGCAUCAUCCUUCUGAGUCAGAUUGCUAUAGUCUUUCAACUUCACCUACCUCCACAAUGUCGAUCGCUAGUCUACAAGAGGCUCGGCUUCGGGAAGAUAUGGAGCUGGGACGCCACAGUCCCCGAGCCGCUGUGGCAGGGCGGUUUGGGCAGCUAGCGAUCCGAGGGGAGCGGCCAGGCGAGCGCGAGUUACAGAACCCUGACCUGGCUCAGAACAACAUGCUGGAGGCCCAUGAGUCUUCGCUGGGAGACAUUCAGGAGGAUUUGCCCGCGAGUGAACCUGCAGACACACACGCGGUGUUUGACGUCGACAUGCAGCCACAGCCUGGAUCGCCCCCCACAUCUACAGAUCGUCUAUCAACUCCUCCAGCUACGUCUCCGAAGAAAAAGCGGACGCCCUCUCGCAAGCCCACAGUACGAGCAUCACCCUCAAAAAAUCGCAAGAAGCGAUUUUCACCUCCACCUCCGCGGUCAUCCCUUGAAGACCCUUUCACGUGGCAUGACUACGAGAUCACAGGCCAUGAUCCUUCAGAUCCAACGGACGACGGGUACGGGAUCAAUGGCGUAGGAUUCAAGCCUACCGCAGCCAUGGCAUGGGCAAGAUCGCAAAAACGCCAGAAGCAAGUUUUGGAGUGGAAGAAUCGUGAAGCGCGUGAAGCGCGUGAGAAAAGGCGAGAGAGAAGAGAUGAUGGGGUCAAUCUUGACCCAAUCCACAGCAUUCGACAGGGCUCUAUUCAGAAACGAGUCAAGUUUGACGUCUAA